Molecule: messenger RNA, 564 nt
Organism: Brugia malayi
Lineage: Eukaryota; Metazoa; Nematoda; Chromadorea; Rhabditida; Onchocercidae
Exons: 6
Coding region: 1-564 (187 amino acids)
Source: RefSeq, a predicted model, not a curated record
AUGUGCUGUAAGCGGAAAUUGGUGAAGAGGAGAAUAAAAGUACCGAUGUGUACAGUACGGCAAGGUUUCUUAAAAAAGACAGAUUCAUCAAAACCACAAACUGCGACUAGUUCCACAAAAAGCGCUGUUAGUCAAACGAAAAAUAAGCAGCCAGUAGACAAAACAGUAGUAAUAAAAGUGGCCAAAAAAAUCGACAUUGGUACGCCAAAAGAAAUGACAAUGAGAGACAAGAUCUCGAACACAGUCACCGGAUUAUUUAAAAAGAAAAAAGAUUUAGAAGCAACCCAAGAAGAUGGAUUCGAUAGCGAUAGAAGUAGAGAUAUUGUAGAAACGACGAACGUGAAAUGUCUAGGCAAUUUGGACGAAAUUAUAAAGAAUCGCAAAUUGAAAAUAAAUAAAGAGAUAGAAGAAAUGAAAUCUACACAUGAAAUGGAUGAUUUCAAACCUCUUAAGCCAGUUACCGAUCCAAAAUUGCAUGUGAAAAUUGCGGAGAAAAAAUGUAUCCUCUACGAAACGAACGAUGAGCCAACUUUAGACGAUGAAAUAGAGGAAAGGAUACUUUAA